AUGUCCGUGGCGAGAGUUGGAAUGGAGAGCGGCUCGCAGGACGGCGCAGACUCGCCAUCCGGGCAUGUGGCUGCCCAGCGUGGGCUGUUGGCUGUGAUGUGGCUAUGGAUUCAAGAUAGGCUCCUGGUCAGAAUCCCUGGAGGAGCCACGAUCAACUUCUACGUCCAGAACGCACCCUACGGCAACUGGAUCUGCGCGCCUUACUCGGCAAUCCAUCAUGGCCCAUCACAAGUUGCUUCUUCGCCAUCCCCGUUGCAUUCCGGAGGCGGCCUCCCCACCCAGCCGUGUCUCGUAACUGGUGGGACCAUCAUGGCUGACCCGAAAACACCUGUGAAACACACUGACGCCCCGAACGAUGACGCCACGACCCACGACCACGACGAAAUGAAAGACUUCAAAAUUUAUGGCAAUGCAAAGAAAUUCCAUCUUGGAAGAAUCUUCCAGCUAUGGAAUCCCGCAGACAACGAAAUCCACAAAUGCACCUUCAUCGUCAUCAUUGACAAGCACGGCUCCGCUCAGUGUCUGAAGGUCUACAACAGCGAAAACCUAGCCCCGGAAAAGAAGACGUACGCCGUUCCGCUGCGGAUAUGGGCAUCUGCGCCCCCGCCUGUGAGUGAGACGAACUACCACACGCUAGAGGUGCACCCAGAGGUCAAAGAUCCCGGUCUCGGAGAAGCCUACGUGAACGUGCAGGACAGUUACCAUGUCGAGUCCAUCACAUCCAAAAGAGUCCGCAACAUUGGUUAUGUCAAGGCCGAGUGGCGGUCGACGCUGACCGAGUAUCACAAUUCAUCAUACUCAAAUGGAUGA
This is a messenger RNA of Cyphellophora europaea CBS 101466, 810 nucleotides long. RefSeq lists its product as uncharacterized. The transcript has 2 exons. The coding region runs from base 1 to 810 and encodes 269 amino acids. The record is from RefSeq and is a predicted model, not a curated record. NCBI's taxonomy places the organism in Eukaryota, Fungi, Ascomycota, Eurotiomycetes, Chaetothyriales, Cyphellophoraceae.